AUGGGGAGCUCUGACAUAGCCUCUGGUUCCCCCAUCUCUUUGAAGAUGUAUCCAUUCUGGAGAGGGGAGCUCCAGGGAAUCGAUAACCUCCCUGUUCCAGGAGAUCAGCAGGAUAUGGUCUACAUAACAGCCGAGCAUCGGGCUGGUUUCAGACAAAACAUCAUAUCCUCCUCCACGACGCCUCCCCUAGUAACCAGUCCAGACAACUCAGAAGAAGAAAGUAAGUCCUUGAAAAGGAUCCUUGGUCUGCUGAGCCUCCAAGUACUGAAUGAAGAAACAAGUAACUGCAAAGAAGAAGUGAAGCCUCCACCAGCCACCACCACAGCCAGGGGACUUGUGAGGAGCAGCGGAUGGAACUUUCUGAGGUGUGCCUACAUGGUGAUAACGUUCUUCUUUGUGUCCUACAAUAAAGGAGACUGGUGUUACUGCCACUAUUGUAACCCGGACCUGGAUUUGAGAGAUGACCCCUGCUGUUCCUUCCAGUGAGGCAGCUGUGUCUCCCUCAACCCUCACAAGCCCUCUGAGCACUUCACAGCUAAG
Messenger RNA from Apodemus sylvaticus (European woodmouse), 540 nucleotides. RefSeq names its product epididymal protein 13-like. The transcript is spliced from 10 exons. Lineage: Eukaryota; Metazoa; Chordata; Mammalia; Rodentia; Muridae. The record is from RefSeq and is a predicted model, not a curated record. The coding region runs from base 1 to 486 and encodes 161 amino acids.